UUAACGCAAAAAAAUAAGGAAUAAUAGGGACAUGAAUCCCUCUUUCUUUCACUUCACAAGCCAAGCAUGCAUGAACUAGUAACCAUGGUGUGAUACGAUGUCGAUGAGGAACCAUGUUGCAUCCAUUGGCAUCAUCAUCAGCAAGCUACGAUCGUGUAAAAGCAUUGUUAGCAUCAUCAUGCAGAACCAUCCAACAAGCCCUUCAAAUUCAAGCCCACAUGGUGGUGACGGGUCUCCACCACGAUCUCUUCCUCUCCACCGCACUCAUCUCCUUCUUCGCCACCAACCACCGCGCCUUACGCCACUCCCGCCGCCUCUUCUCCCUCGUCACUAACCCCGACCUCUUCCUCUGGAAUGCCAUCAUCAAAGCCCAUUCUCUCUCCCCCAACCACGCUUUCUCUCUCUAUAAGUCAAUGCUCUCUUCUUCCUCUGCUCCUUCCCCUGACUCCUUCACCUUCCCUUACCUCCUCAAGUCCUGUGCUAACGCACGAACCCCCCAUUUGGGUCUUCAGCUUCAUUGCCACCUUGUGAAGUCUCGGUUUCACUCCCAUGUCUUUGUUGCCAACGCUCUCUUGCAUUUCUAUUGCGUUUUCAGGGAUGCCCAUAAUGCAUAUAAGGUGUUUGAGCAAAUGCCUGUAAGAGAUUGUGUUUCUUAUAACAUGAUGAUUAAUGGGUUUGUGCGUGCGGGUCGUGCUGGUUGUUCUAUGAAAGUUUUGGGGGACAUGAGGGGUUUUGGUAUUCGGCCUGAUGAGUAUACCCUUGUUACUUUGUUGUCUGCUUGCUCGUCGUUGGAGGAUCAGAGGGUUGGGAGGCAGGUGCAUGGCUUGGUUUACAGGGAAUUGGGUUGUUUAGGUGACAAUGCUUUGUUGGUGAAUGCCCUCGUCGAUAUGUAUGCUAAAUGUGGGUGCUUGGAAUUGGCAGAGAGAGUUGUGAGUGGGGUUAGAAAUGGGAAGAGUGUUGUUGCGGCUUGGACUUCUUUGGUGAGUGCGUAUGCGUCGCGCGGAGAUGUUGAGGUUGCUCGAAGAUUGUUUGACCAAAUGGGUGAAAGAGACGUGGUUUCUUGGACAGCCAUGAUUAGUGGUUACUCUCAUGCUGGAUAUUUCCAGGAAGCAUUGGAACUGUUUGAGCAGUUGGAGGGUUUGGGAAUGAAACCAGACGAGGUUGCUGUUGUUGCUGCUCUUUCGGCAUGUGCGCGGCUGGGUGCCCUUGAGUUGGGAAGAAGGAUUCACCUUAAAUAUGCCGCUGAGAAUUGGCACUGUGGUCAAAAUGGAGGAUUCACUUGUGCUGUUGUUGAUAUGUAUGCCAAGUGUGGAAGUAUAGACACUGCUUUGGAUGUAUUCUGUAAAACAAGUAAGGAUAAAAAAACUACUAUUCUUUAUAAUUCUAUUAUCUCUGGUCUUGCUCAUCAUGGCCUUGGUAAAUAUGCUAUAACUUUAUUUGAAGAAAUGAGGUUAUUAGGAUUAGUACCGGAUGGGGUAACAUUUGUAGCACUUUUAUGUGCUUGUGGUCAUAGUGGUUUUGUUGAUGAGGGGAAGAAGCUGUUUGAAUCCAUGUCGACUGACUACGGUGUCAACCCUCGAAUGGAGCAUUAUGGCUGUAUGGUUGACCUUCUUGGAAGGGGUGGUCUUCUGAGUGAAGCGUAUCAUUUAAUUCUGAAUAUGCCAUUUAAGGCGAAUGCUGUGAUAUGGAGAGCAUUGCUAAGUGCUUGCAAGGUACAUGGAGAUGUGGAAUUGGCUAAACUUGCCUACCAAGAGCUUCUCGCGGUGGAACAUGAUCAUGGAGCCCGUUAUGUGAUGCUAUCUAAUAUGCUAGCUGACAUGGAUCAGCAUGACGAAGCUGCAAGCGUGAGAAAAGCAAUUGAUAAUGUUGGUAUCCAGAAGCCACCUGGUUGGAGCUAUGUGGAAAUGAAUGGAGCUCUUCAUAAGUUUCUGGCAGGUGACAAGUCUCACCCAGAAGCCAAAGCCACUGAGCUGAUGCUCAUGAACAUCAAUAUGGGAGUAAAAUCAAUUGGACAUGCUAUCAGUGCAUCAAAAAUGGUGUUUGAUAUAGAUUAAUAGCAUGUUUGGAAAUCCUUAUUCAAUUGAUUUUAAAGGCAGGAUCAAUUCUAAAGAGAAGCUUCUGAGUUAUGAGUUCCAGAAUAUAUUUUGAGAAAAAAUAAGUUAUCAGACAUGCUAUUAUUAAGUCGAGAAAGAUUUUGGGUGAGAAAUUCUAGCUUUGACCAAAUGGGGUUAUUGUUGGCUGAACUUAAUUAAGCUGUCAUCCAAGUAAUGCCUAAAUAACAAAAGGAAGGUGAUGCCCUGUGAUCUUGCUGUGUGAACAUUUAUCCAAAAUAGAAUGGAUAUUGACAUUUUGGUAUUUUCAAAGAAAACUCAGGAUCUUCGAGCGUACAGUGGUUAUUGGACUUUGUAUCUCCAAAUUUGAGAGUCGCGAUGGAGAAUCAGCUAACAACAUUUCGUAUUUUAACAAGUAAAAUCGCUGUGAAAAGGGGUAUUUACAGCAAUGACAUUUUUCGAAUGUGAGAAAUUCAGAAGAGAUACAUGCUCUACAUGGUCAGAAAAUUUAGAUAGAGUUGAGCUGAUACUUGAGAUUCAAUGAUGGUGAUAUAGUUAGAUACAAAAAUAAACUGAAACAGGUAAAGAGUGUAUGCUGUUUUUGUUAAAAUUUCUUUUCCUGGCUUAUAUAACACAAAGAUGCAUAAUAUCAAUUGGUUCCA
Lotus japonicus is the source of this 2713-nucleotide messenger RNA. RefSeq names its product pentatricopeptide repeat-containing protein At2g22410, mitochondrial-like. Gene Ontology annotation, molecular function: RNA binding; protein binding. NCBI's taxonomy places the organism in Eukaryota, Viridiplantae, Streptophyta, Magnoliopsida, Fabales, Fabaceae. Gene Ontology annotation, biological process: RNA modification. The record is from RefSeq and is a predicted model, not a curated record. The transcript has a single exon. The coding region runs from base 114 to 2054 and encodes 646 amino acids.